AUGAUUGGCCUCAAGCUCAUUCAAACCUCCUUCACCCCCAUCAAACAUGCCAAUUUACACACAGGACGAUUGUCCAACGCCAAGAAUUCCAUCUUGCGAUUCAGCAAGUCCAAUGAUUCUGAUUCGGAGUCAGAUGCUUCCCCUCCCAAAGGCGACACUCACAAGCAAGAGCUGCUGGUGAGGAUAACAAUGCUUCAAGCUCAGAAGGUCCGUCUUGCUGAUUACUUGGAUGAAAGGUCAGAGUAUCUUACCAAAUUUGGAGAAGAGGCAAACGCCAAGUUUGACAAGAUUGGAGAAGAUGCUCUCAAAGACCUGGAUGAAGCCAGCGACAGGGUCUGUUUUUAAGUUCCUGCUCCAUGCACCGCAUAAAAGAUAAAAAAAACGCGACUUGCUAUACACUUCUGUUGGAUAACUUGGAUUAAAUUCUUAAUCGUUUGUGAUUAGCAGAUAUUGGAGAAUAUAAACAGCCGCAUGCAGGCCCUUGAGGAAUC
Messenger RNA from Pyrus x bretschneideri (Chinese white pear), 491 nucleotides. RefSeq lists its product as uncharacterized. Lineage: Eukaryota; Viridiplantae; Streptophyta; Magnoliopsida; Rosales; Rosaceae. The record is from RefSeq and is a predicted model, not a curated record. Gene Ontology annotation, cellular component: chloroplast. The transcript has a single exon. The coding region runs from base 1 to 345 and encodes 114 amino acids.